Messenger RNA from Panicum virgatum (switchgrass), 1041 nucleotides. Its product is annotated as flowering-promoting factor 1-like protein 1. Gene Ontology annotation, biological process: regulation of flower development; negative regulation of mitotic metaphase/anaphase transition. Gene Ontology annotation, cellular component: mitotic spindle. The transcript has a single exon. NCBI's taxonomy places the organism in Eukaryota, Viridiplantae, Streptophyta, Magnoliopsida, Poales, Poaceae. The record is from RefSeq and is a predicted model, not a curated record. The coding region runs from base 304 to 627 and encodes 107 amino acids.
AAAUUUGUAUGUGUGUUGUCUCCCACAUCGAUGUCGCCUCUACCCCCACACCAUCAACCUUUGGCCCUUUUUGGGUAGCUGCUUCAUGCUCUAUAUAUAGACCCCCCUUGAUCCUCCCUCCCUUGCUCCAUCCAUCCCCAGCAGCAGCAACCAUCUCAUCAGCUUCUCUCUCGAGCUCUAGCUACUAGCCUGCAGCUAGCUAGUAGCUGUUGUUGAUCGUGGACGCAAGUAGCCGUCCAGCAGCUAGGCCAGGUAGCCCACUAGCUGAUCAAGGAGGGAACUAGAUAGUAGAAGGAGAGGAAGAUGUCUGGCGUGUGGGUAUUCAAGAACGGGGUGGUGCGGCUGGUGGAGAACGGCGCGGCGGGCGGCGGCGAGGCGGCGCGGAAGCGGAAGGCGCUGGUGCACACGCCGAGCGGGCAGGUGGUGAGGUCGUACGCGGAGCUGGAGGCGGAGCUGCGGGCGCUGGGGUGGGAGCGCUACUACGAGGACCCGGCGCUGUACCAGUUCCACAAGCGGGGAGCCCUCGACCUCAUCUCCCUCCCCGCCGACUUCGCCAGGUUCUCCUCCGUCCACAUGUACGACAUCGUCGUCAAGAACCGCGACUCCUUCAGGGUCGUCGACAUCUGAAUCCUCAUCUCUAGCUCGUCCGCCAUUGAUGCUGCUGCCGAGCGAUCGAGCUUCGCAUAUAUUGUUGUUCGUUCUCUGAUCGAUCGACGAUCCAUAUGCACGUGCAUGGCCAUCUGAUCGAUCUAGGUAUCCAUGCAGCUGCUUGUUAAUUAUUAGUUGUGACUUUGUGACUUGUGAGGAGGGCCGCCGCAGCCUUCAUCAGCUAGUGUGACAGCCGUUCUCGAUCGUCGUUUUGCUUAAUUUCUCGAUGCAGUGUGUGUGAGUGUCCGUCAGAGUGUGUGAGACUGAUGAAUCAGUAGCGUCCAUGGUUGCUGGUGUUUCCUGAUGUAAUCUGCUUUCUCAUGUGACUGUAAAUUUAUCGUUUGUGCCAGUGAGAUGCAUAUGCAUACUGUUAUGCAAAUUCCAUUUCGUUAG